CAGUUGACAAACACUGGAAAUAAUGAAACAAUGAGCUUGCCUGUCUGGCAUUAGCUCAAAUCUUGUUUACUAGAUUAAAACGAUCCUGUUUUGUUCGUGUCGCUGAGGUCAGUUUUGACGAAAACUGGCCCAGGCAACAAAUCGGCUUGGCCUAUGAGACGAUGGGAGGAUUUAUAAUAGUACAGCUAUGCCAAUUGUAAGGAUUCGAACUGGAUCGUUUAAACUAUUAUAUAUCGUAGAAAGGUUUCCUAAAAUUCAAAACGAGCAUUCUCAAACUUAAACAAAAACAUACUUAUAUAAGUACUGCGGCUCUCAGUAUGUGAAACUCACAGUAGUUAUUUAAGUAACGUUUGUACAUUGAAACCAUCUUACGAUCGUUAUAUAUUUGUUGACAGCGAGUGGAAAUAGCCCGAUGGCUAACAUGUUUGAGAAUAUAUUGACUUUGAUUCUUGACAAAGACAUUAUAGUGUUAAACAUUGUGUCAUACAUUUAUUUUGGAACUGCUGUGCUAGUUUUUCUUCUGUUGUAUUCUGGAAUAACUGCGCCGUACGGUCGGUACGCUCGCGGUGGUUGGGGACUGUUUGUCAAUGGGAAGAUAGCAUGGUUUGUGCAGGAAAUACCGUCCUUUCUCGUACCGGUGGCAUUUAUCGUAUUAGGGGCACCAAAGUUGACACAGAUGCCCAAUGUGUUGUUGUUUACAAUGUUUACCAUUCAUUACUUCCAAAGGGCGUGCAUCUUCCCGUUCCUGAUCAAGGGCGGCAAGCCGACGCCGUUUAUGCCGUUCUCCAUGGCGUUGGUGUUCUGCCUGGUGAAUGGGUAUCUGCAGUCCGCCUACAUCCUGCACCACGCAGAGUAUGGUGCCGAGUGGUGGACACGGCCGCAUCUGUGGAUAGGCGUAUGUUUGUUCUUCACGGGCAUGCUGGUGAAUAUUCACGCUGACCACGUUCUCAGGAAUCUCCGUAGACCAGGGGAAACCGGAUACAAGAUCCCAAGAGGCGGAAUGUUUGAGCUCGUGUCCGGCGCGAACUUUUUCGGUGAAAUGCUAGAGUGGUUCGGGUUCGCGGUCGCCUGCUGGUCACUUCCGGCCGCCGCGUUUUCCUGUUUCACUUGCUGCAACAUCGGCCCGCGCGCCUGGCAACAUCACAACUGGUAUCUACAGAAAUUCGAGGACUAUCCGAAGUCGAGGAAGGCAGUGAUUCCGUUUAUACUCUAGAAAGACAUCAUCUGCACAAGAACAACACAUGUUUUGGACUGACUGCCCGAAAGACACUAUUUAUGCAGUUUUUUUUAUCAAAUAAGUGUGUGUUUAUGAUACAUUCAUGUAAUUCAGUAUUUUAACCUCUUAGUGUGUUUAUGUUACAUUCAUGUAAUUCAGUAUUUUAACGUCUUAGCAUUUUAUAACUCCACAUGUAUAUAUUAAUCUGAUCUCAUACUCUAACUGAUAUCUUCUAAUAAACACUGUACGAGUUUGUCUGUUAUAUGUGCUAUAUACUGAAAUAUAUCAAAAUAAACGAUGGAUGCCAUCA
This is a messenger RNA of Mya arenaria, 1526 nucleotides long. RefSeq names its product 3-oxo-5-alpha-steroid 4-dehydrogenase 1-like. Gene Ontology annotation, molecular function: 3-oxo-5-alpha-steroid 4-dehydrogenase activity. Gene Ontology annotation, cellular component: membrane. The transcript is spliced from 5 exons. The coding region runs from base 413 to 1213 and encodes 266 amino acids. NCBI's taxonomy places the organism in Eukaryota, Metazoa, Mollusca, Bivalvia, Myida, Myidae. The record is from RefSeq and is a predicted model, not a curated record. Gene Ontology annotation, biological process: steroid biosynthetic process.